Molecule: messenger RNA, 1170 nt
Organism: Danaus chrysippus (African queen)
Lineage: Eukaryota; Metazoa; Arthropoda; Insecta; Lepidoptera; Nymphalidae
Source: the annotation of a GenBank genome assembly
CUGGGCAGACAGACGAUUGCUGUUAUUGAUCUUGUUACAGGAGUUCAGUUAGGGCCAUGGUGGCACGAAGCUCGGGUGGAUUGGUUGGAGCUGACUGAGAGCGGACAUCUGCUUCUGUUCCGUCAUACUAGACGACGACUUGCACUUCUCCGUAUUGAUACCGGUGAAAAGGAAAUUAUCGCGAGCGGAGUUAGUUUCGUGCAAUGGAUAGAAAACAGUGACGCUGUUGUAGCCCAAACCCCAACACAUUUGCUGAUUUGGUGCAGUGUAUGGGAGCCUCAGUGUGUUGUCAUGUCUGAGUGUGUAUCAGUCUCGGCUGUAUCAGUAUCAGAGCGACGAGUCCUACUGGAAGGAGGUCAGAUCCAGGCCAUUGUAUUGGAUGAACAUCGACUGGCUUUCAAUUCCGCGUUACGUAGCGGGGACUUAAAGGAUUGUGCUCAAUACUUGGACGCUGUGUCGAGGUCUGCGGACGUCGGGUCGUUUUGGUGUCAACUGGCUGAACAGGCGCUAACAGGAUACGAUGUUGAGUUGGCGACGAAAUGCUAUAAAGCAGUGGGUGAUGAGGCUAGAACAUUUUAUCUAGAGAAAACUUUCGAGUUAGCUUCAACCAAAGGGGACGGGAAUAUUGAUGAAGGUUUAAAGAGUCCCGAGGUUCGUGCACGUCUAGCAAUAUUUGUGGGGGGCUUAACCACCGCCGAAGAAUACUACGUACGUGGAGCCGCUCAGCCAGAAUUGGCCAUUAAUAUGUACAAGCAGUUCAAUAGAUGGGCAGAUGCCAUCGCCCUCGCUGAAAAAGUCGAUAGACAAGCGGUGACAUCACUCAGGCAGCAAUACAUGGACUAUCUCACGUCAACAGGUGCAAAAAUUAUAACUGAGGAAUGGUGGGAAAGGGCUGGUGAAAUAUCCGAGCGUAAAGGUGAUAUCAGAACUGCUGUUGAUUACUAUUCUAGAGGCAACAACUACGCAAGAGCCGUUCAACUAGCAAGAGAAGCCUGUCCUGAAGGAGAGUGGGGCGCGUGGCUUGUAACAUCGCGACAGGCGGGCGCCGCUGUACCUCAUCUCAUAGAGGCUGCUCGAACCGUUGAUGCUCUCACUGCGGCUCUGAAGGCACAUCAUUAUAAAAAAGCUCUUCAAAUUGUACAGGUAUUAUUAAUAAUAACUGGUUACUGA